AUGUUACUAUAUCAUCUGUGGUUAUUAAUUCAAAAAUCUCUUCGUUAUGCAUGGCGUUGUCGUUCAUGUCGAUGUUGCCCUAAAAUAAUAUUUGAACUACUUCUUCCUUUAAUAUGUAUUCUGUUUUUAAUUCUCAUACGAUGGAUACAUACAAAAUCUAAGCCUCUUGAUGAAGCUGUGCCAUUGGGUCAAAUCAGACCUUCAUAUAUUGAACUGAACUCAGCUUCUACUAUUCCACAAGAGGAAUCUAUGCGUGUAUUCAAUUAUACAUCAAUGUACGAAUGUCCACCAUCGGAUAUUACUAUAGAGAUAGUUAGCAAAAACUUACUUAGUCCUUUUAAACGUCAAUGUCCACGAAGUAGUUUUGAUUUAACAGAAAAAUCUAAACGACACAAUGGAAAUAUUAUACUCAAUAAUACUGUGAAUGGCUCUAUAAUUAGUUAUCGAUGUCGGUAUGAUAAUCGCGAUUGGUGUCAUAAUAAUAGUGUAUUAAAAAAUGAACAAACUCCCAUCACAGUUCAACAUCCAUCAUUAUCUUUAUGUUCAAGUACAAAUAUAGCAGCAGCAAGUAAUUUAUUAAGAGCUUAUCUGGCAACUGCAUCACUGUUAAAUCCACCACCAACAAUAAAAAAGAAGUCAUUAUCGAUUUAUUCAUGGCCGUGUUCAUCGUAUGUAUCCGAUCCGUUGUUUCAGAUGGCACCUGCUUUUACAUUAAUCACAAUUUUUAUCUUUAUUGAUGGAUGUAUUUUAUACAGUUUCAAUUUACUUUUUCAUUCUUUAAUCGAUGAAAAACAUCAAGGAAUCACUGAACUUCUUCGUCUUAUUUCAGUUCGUCCUAUAUUAAAUAGUUUUGCCUGGUUUCUAAGAAUUUUUAUAAUACAAUUAAUUCCAAAUAUAUCAUUAAUUUUAAUAUUAAAACUUUCUUUUGAUGGAGGUAUUUAUUUACCGUAUGUAUCAAUUUGGUUAAUUAUACCAACGAUUAUUUUAUGGUCUAUUCAAGUUCUGUCACGAGCUAUACUUGUUGGGCAUUUUUUUAGUAGUAAUUUAAAAGCAUCACUUUGGUCGUGGUUUAUCUAUGUUGGCACAUGUUGGCUUGCAGUUGCUCCACCUAUACGAUUAUCACCCGUUUUACAUCUUAUCGCUUCAGCUUGGUUACCAUUCUAUUCAAUAAAGCGUUUAAUGAUUAUUCUCUUUCGUAUCAACAAUGAUUUAGGUCGUGCGCAUCUAACCAGUGAAGUCAUAUUCAUUUGGUUUUAUAUGUUACUCGGUAGUCUUCUUAUGUGGCUUCUAGCAUAUUAUUUUGAACAAGUUCGACCUGGUAAAUAUGGUAUUCCACGUCCAUGGUCAUGGCCGUUAGAUUAUUUUUUUAAUAAUCGAUUUAGAACUAGCAAACAACGUCAAAGUAUUGACAUGCAAAUGGUAGAAACAUUACCGGAUGUAAAUACGACAGUUCGAAUAAAUAAUUUAACGAAAACUUAUGGUCGUUUCAAUACUGAACAACAACUAGCCGUUGAUCACAUAUCAUUUAAACUUGAAAAAUCUAUUAUUCAUGGUCUUAUUGGUCAUAAUGGUGCAGGCAAAACAUCAACAAUGGAAAUGAUGUGUGGUCUACUAUCAUGCAAUUGUGGUACCAUUGAAAUUCAUAAUAAAGAUUUACAUGAAAAUUUAGAUGAGCUGAAACAAUGUAUUGGUUAUUGUCCACAGCAGGAUAUGCUUUUUUCACAUUUAACUGUUCGAGAACAAUUGGAAUUCUAUGCUCGUGUUCGAUCAAAAGGAAAUAAUGUUGAUUAUAAUCAAAUUAAAGAAUUACUUACUAUGAUGGACAUGAAUCAAUAUAGUCAUCGAUUAUGUCAUGCAUUAUCAGGUGGUAUGCAAAGAAAAUUAUCUAUUCUAUGUGCAUUUGUUGGGCAAGCUAAUGUUAUAAUUUUGGAUGAACCAUCAUCAUCACUCGAUCCAGCAGCUCGUCGAGUACUUUGGUCAUGGCUUCGAGAAAACAAAAUGAAUCGUACAUUAUUGAUUUCUUCACAUUUGUUAGAUGAAGUUGAAGAACUUUGCGAUUCAAUUAUUAUUCUCGAUGCGGGCAAAAUUCGUGCACAAGGUACAGUUCUUGAAUUAAAACAACAAUUCGGUCCACCAGGUGAUCGUCUUCAUUUGGAUAAAAUACCAACAUAUAUACCAACAGAAUGGAUUAUUGAUAAAAAAAGUCAAUUUAUACAAGUUCCUAAUCGACAACAAUUAAUAUCUUUACUUGAAAAAUUAGAACAAGAUAGUAUUAAAUAUUCGUUAGAAAAUGUAACACUUGAUGAAAUAUUUUUGAAAUUAACUUCAUCAACAGAAGGAUUAUCAUCAGAAGAAAGCACUGUUAAAUCAUCAAUAAAUACACUAUUCGAUGCACGAACAAGUACUAAUAAAAGUUAUCUAUGGUCUCAACAAGCUAUCGGUGUAUUAAUUCGCCGAGGCAAUGUUUUAUUAAAACGAGCUCGUUUAUUACCAAUUAUAUUACUUUUCUAUGUACUUUAUGCUUUUUCACCAUUAUAUAUGCCAUCCUCGAGUUCAACGCCUGCAUCAACUGCAGAACAUAUUCGUUAUAUUAUUUCAUCAAGUCCUGCUUUAAUCAAAAAAUUACCAUUGAAAAAACUUGAUGCAAAAUUUACUCCAUCACUUUAUUCAGCACAACAUUUUGAACGGUAUCUAUCUGGAUUAAGAACAUGGCAAUCAGACAAUCAUCGUUAUAAAACACUCGUUGGUCUUCGAAUAUCAUCGCUUAAUCAUCUUGAAUGCUAUGUUCCAUCGCCAUUCUUAUACAAUGUAAUUACAUCAUGUCUUCCCGUAUACAUAUCGUUUUAUAAUUAUACACUUAUUCCAUUCAAAUUAAUUCCUAAUAACGAAGCUGAUUUUUCAUUUUCAUUGCCUAAUUUUUCGCUGUUGGACCAGGAUUCAACUUAUUAUUGUUUCUAUACAUUACCACCGAGACUUCAUCUAGCAAUUCUUCUUCUUUCAACGAUCUUACUUAUUUGUGCUGCAUUAAUUAUUCAAGAUCAUUCAUUAGGGUUUCAUUCAUAUUCAUUGAUUCAUGGUCUUCGUUCAUCAAUACAUUGGACCAUCGUAUUUCUUAGUGAUCUUGUUCUGUGUCUCAUAUGGACUCUUAUUCUUAUUCUGAUUGAACGUUUUGUUCAUUCAUCAACAUUUAAUGGUCGAUUCUUCGCAUUGGCACCAUUGCUUUUCAUUGGUGAUCUUCCUUUUAUUUACUUGAUAGCUAAACUUUUCAAGUCACCAAUAUUAGGGGCUACGAUAAUUGUAUUAAUUCUUCAAUUUACUCAUUUUUUCUAUACGUUUAGAGUAAUUAUCGAGUUUUUUCGUGGUCGUCAUGCUAUUACUGCAAUUAUACAUUUUUUAAAAUGGGCACUCGUAAUUAUUUUUCCUAAUAUUAAUGUAUUUACAUUAAUGGUAACUAUCCUUCGGCCAUAUUCAUGCUCAAUUGAUGAUUCACCUUUGGACAAUCAACAUUUUUCAAAUGAACACUACCCACAUAAAUUACUUAUUCAUAUAUUAAUAUUAAUUGGUCAAUUUAUAUUCUAUUUUAUUCUACUAAUUUUUAUUGAUACAUGGAAAUUACCAAUAUUCGGUUUUUGUACACAAAGCGCAAUCAAUCAACAAGAAGAAGAUAAUGAUGUUACAACUGAAAGACAACGAAUAGAAACAAUGAAUCAUGAAGAAAAACAAAAUGAAGCUGUUAUUAUCGAUAAUAUUUCUAAAUAUUACCAUUGCUCUAUAAACCCAGCUGUUAAUCGAUUAACAUUUGCUGUACCGCAUCGAGAAUGUUUUGGACUUUUAGGAUUCAAUGGAAGUGGUAAAACAACAACUUUUCGAAUGUUAGUCGGAGAAUUACAACCUUCGCAUGGACAUAUCUAUAAGAAUAAUAAAGAUUUAAUUGGUUAUUGUCCACAAGAUGAUAUUACUUUUUCAGCGUUAACUGUUCUAAAAUCCAUCGAUUAUAUAUGUCGUAUUCAUGGUCUUAAUCCAUCAUCAAUAAAUAAUUUACUUUUAUCUCAAUUUCAACUUGAAAAAUAUCGCCAUCGUUUAAUAUCACAUUUAAGCGGUGGAACUCGUCGUCGUCUUCAUUUAGCUUUAUGUCUUAUUGGUUCUCCUACACUUCUCUUACUUGAUGAACCAACAGCUAAAGUUGACCCGUUGAUACGUAGUCAUAUUCGGCUUAUAUUACAAAAUCGGCCAGUUGAUACAUCUAUUGUAUUUGCUUCGCAUUCAAUGCUUGAAUGUGAACAAUUAUGCGAUCGUCUCACGAUUCUUGUUCGUGGCAAUGCAAGAUGUUUAGGUUCACCUAGACAUCUGAAAAAUAAAUAUGGUAAUGAUUAUCGCAUAAGAUUAACACUACUUCAAUCGGCAUUUAAUAUACCACUAUUGCAACGUGUUGAUAAUACUAAUGAAUAUACUUAUCCAAAAAAUCAGUUAUCAAAUCUUUUCAAAAUAUUAGAAGAUCUGGUUGCACAAAAUAUUAUUGCAUCGAAUUAUACAGUACAAUUAACAUCCUUAGAACAUAUAUUUCUCGGAUUUCAACAUACUCUCGAUGCCAUAGUUUAG
Rotaria socialis is the source of this 4599-nucleotide messenger RNA. The record is from the annotation of a GenBank genome assembly. Lineage: Eukaryota; Metazoa; Rotifera; Eurotatoria; Philodinida; Philodinidae.